GCCCCUUUCCCCUCACCGGGACCCGCUCUUGGUUCAUUUCAUAUUGAAACUGCGCCUCCAGGUCGUUGAAGCCGUAAUUGAUUUUUCGCUGCUUUCCAACCUGCCCUCCACCCCGCCCUCAUUCGACCUGCCCCUCAACACUGCCGCCAGAGAUUUGCUGAAUUUCCGGUAUUAACCUGCCACUUCUUCUCUUGAUUGGUCUAACGACCUGUCUCUCAGGGGAAACAUCCUGCCCCCUGCCGUGACGACAGCACGCAGAGGCUGUGGGAGACUGGGUCAAGUGACGUCAUUGCGCACACGGUUAGUCGGACCUUGGUGGGCGAAACGAAGAGGACCCGGAAGGGGAGAGGGGAGACUUCAAGAUGGCGACCUUGACCAUUUGGAGCUAAUUCGUUUGUUGACUUUCGCCUCCUCAAGAGCUAUGUAUUUCCGGGCCAAGAAGAGCACAAUGGAAGAACUUUGUCAACAGAAUGCUUUACUCUUCGAUAAAAUCCAACUUUAAGGGGAUUUACUCUUCAAAUAUUGAGAGAUCCUCCCAACCUUGAGUCUUGGUUGGAUUGUGUUGGGUUGCAAGAUGGUGGCAGCUUGGAGCUUAGCCAGGGUGGGGAUGGCUGGUACUUGGAGAUGGACUACUCUGGCCUCCCCUUCUUUCAGAUGUCGGUCCACCUCGGCCAGUGAUCAUUACCACCACCAGCACCAGCAUCACCAUGAAAUGACCAAAGAACGCUCGAAGGCCGUCAGCACCUUCUACAACCAAACCGCCAUCGACAGCGCGGCCGAAAAGGCAUCUGUGCGGCUCACUCCCACCAUCAUGCUGUACGCCGGCAAGUCACCGGAUGGCACGCACCUGUUGAAGAGCGCCCGCUAUCUGCGGAAGGAGCUGCCGGUGCGAAUCGCCCAUCGGAUCCAGAGUAUCCGCAACCUGCCCUUCAUCCUGGGCUGUAACCCGACCAUCCUGCAGGUGCACGAGCUGUACAUUCGAGCCUUCCAGAAACUCAGUGACUUCCCCCCGAUUCAGGAUGCUGAGGGUGAGGCCCAGUACUGCCGACUGCUCCAACAACUGCUCGAUGACCACAAGGACGUGGUGACCAUGCUGGCCGAGGGGUUCCGCGAGAGCCGCAAGUACGUGGAGGACGAGACAGUCAUCCAGGCCUUCCUGGACAAGACCCUGACGUCGAGGCUGGGGAUGCGGAUGCUGGCCACUCACCACCUAGCCCUCCACGAGGACAGGCCGGAUUUUGUCGGCAUCAUCUGUACCCGCCUGUCACCGAAGAAGAUCAUCGAGAAAUGGGUCGACUUUGCCAGGCGCCUCUGUGAACACAAGUACGGGAAUGCUCCGCGUGUCCGCAUCAGUGGGCACGUGGCGGCUCGCUUUCCCUACAUCCCGAUGCCUCUGGACUACAUCCUCCCGGAGUUGCUAAAGAACGCCAUGAGGGCGACCAUGGAGAGCCACCUGGACACACCGUACAACGUUCCAGACAUUGUUGUGACAAUCGCCAACAACGACAUCGACUUUAUCAUCAGGAUUUCAGACCGAGGAGGAGGGAUUCCACACGAGAGCCUCCACAGGGUGAUGGACUACCACUUCACAACGGCAGGAUCCAGCAACCAGGACCUGCUGUGCAACACCAUGCUGGGAAACAUGGUGGACAUGGUUAACAGUGGCCAGUCCAGCCCCAUGCACGGGUUUGGUUUUGGUCUGCCCACUUCCCGCGCCUAUGCGGAGUAUCUGCGUGGCUCACUGGUGGUCCAGUCACUCCAGGGGAUCGGCACAGACGUCUAUCUCCGCCUGAGGCACAUCGAUGGCAAGGAGGAGAGCUUCCGCAUCUGACCUGGGAGACCCUCGGACUCUCCCCACCGUGCUGUGGUGUGCCCUGGGACAGAGAGGGAGAGAGAAGUUAAGCAGACUCUCAGGCAUCCCUUCUCAUUAUCAUUGGUCAACAAGACCAGGUAGAGAUCAGGCAUCCCUUCCAACCCACCUCCACCCCCAUUCCCUCCCCAUUAGACCCUCGUCAGGAAGGCUGCUUCAGGCUUUGUACCUCGAUAUCUCUGAAGCUGAGGAGUCCACUGGGAAAGCCUUGAGCUGCUAGCAUCCACUCAACCUCUGGUCAUCCCUCCCAGUCCCGGUCAAUUCACUGCCAGCCAGGGCCAGCUUGCUACUCCUUUUCGGCUCACCGCCGGCCAGCGGGCCUCUUACAGUACUCCCAACAGCACCCUCUCACCAACUGAUACGUCAGCAAGGAGACCAUAUCAAAAUAUCAGCACCACCCACCCCAACCAAGGAAUCCCAGUCAUCCAGUACCAUUUUCUCUGCAACUAAUAUAUCAUCUGGAAGGCAAUCUCAAUAUGCUACCACUGCUUCUUCAACGAGUUCUUUGCCAAUAAGGCUGUAUCAAUAUUCAUGUACCAUUCCUCAUCCCCAAAUGACCACUGAUCCAACCAGGCCAAUUCGAUCUUCCAACAGCAUUUCACUUCCAACUACUACUACAUCAAUGAGGCCAUUUCAGUCCUUCAGUGCUGUUUCCAAAUGAACACUGACCCAACCAGACUAAUUCCAUCUUCCAAAAUAAUUUGUUCUCCAACUAGUUUAUCACCGAGGAGCUAUAUCAAAGUUCUUGGGACUCUUUCCUGUCCCAAAUGACCAUGGACCCAAACCAGGCCAUUUCAAUCCUUCGACAGCAUUUCUUUGUCAGUUAGUACAUCACCAACUAGGCCAUAUCAAUAUUGGAUACUGACUCAGCCAGACCAAAUCCAUCCUCCAUUGCCAUUUUGUAUCCAACUACUUUAUCGCCAAUGCGACUGUAUCAAAAUCCUUGGACCAUUCUCCAUCCCUAAAUGACCAUGGACUUGAACAGUCCUCCAGCAACAUUCCAUCUCCAAUUAAUAAAUCGCUAGCCAGAAGAUCACAAUACCCCGACAAAGCUUUGUCUCUAACUAGUCCAUCACCCAUGAGGUUGUGUCAGAAUCUCCCCAUCCCCAGACCAGUUCAUCAAGUUCCUCCAACUAAUUGAUUGCCAGUCCUCCUACAUCAUUUCCUCUGUGACUGAUACAUUGCCAAUGAGGCUGUUCUGAAAUCCCAGACCACUCUUCAUCCUCCAACCAGCCGUCUCAAUCGUCCAACACCAUUCCAUCACCAACCACACCACCUCAAUCCUCCAACUUCAACUAAUUCAUGACUGGUGAGGCCGUUUCCAAGUUCCUACAUCCCUCCCUGUUCUCGAGGGACACUGAAUUAAACAGGCUCCCCAGCACAAUCUCCUCUCCAAUGGACUCGUUGCCAGUGAGGAUAUGGUCUCCCCAGUUGUUCGGAGGCUCCUAGACCACCAUCCAUCCACCCACUCCCCCCAUCCCAAUCGUCAAGGCUGCUUCCGGAUCGACAAUAUCGCGGCCUCUCUGGAAUCACUAAUGUUCUCAGGACCACCCACCUCCUGUAUCCACUCCAUUGUGGGAGGGCAAAGGAGUUGGCUUGGCCAGGGAGAGCUUCCUGGACUGUACACUCCACGGUGGGAGUGUUGGGUCCUCUACGCCACUGACAUGAGACAGAAGGGUUCUUGCCAUUCCCUUCCGACAUGUGGGAAUCUGUGCACAAUCACACAACACCCCUAUGGGAAUUCCUGCAACAUUCACUUCUGACAUGUGAAGGUUUCUGCAUCACUACCUCCUGACGUGCAUGAGGGGAUUUCCUUAUUCCCACAACACACAUGUGGGAAAUUUCCAUUUCCCUCAGGUGUGAGUGUGGAAGAUUAAGCAUUCUCCACAAACAUGUAUGUGGGUACUUCCUGAUACUCUACUCUGCCACACGUAGGAACUUCCACCCCUUCCCUGGUUCGUGUGGACGUUUCCACACCAUUGCCUUCCUAAAUGUGUAGAUAUUUUCUGCCUGUGCCUUUCCAACGCAUGUAGGCGAUUCCAUUCCAUUCCCUUCUGACCUACUCGUAGAAAUUUCCCGAUCAUUCCCAAAUAGCAAUUUUCUGCAUGUGCCUCUCCAGCAGGCGAGUAGGAAUUUCCAUAUUAUUCCUCUCCAAGUCACGUGUUGGAAUUUCCUGACCAUUUGCCUCUGACGAGCAUGCAGAAAUUCAUAGACCAUUUCUCAACGUGUAUGUGGGAAUUUCCUGACUACUCCUCUGUGUGUAUCAUUCGAGUGUUCCCUCUGACCGGAGAAGAAAUUUCCACACUGUUCCGCUCUGAAUGCAGGAAUUCCCACGCCUUUCCCUUCAACACACGUGUGGAAACCUCCACACUGUCUCUCUCUAACACCGACACGGGUCUGUGGAAGUUGGGGUAUCGGGGGCCCACUCCUCUUGCCCCCUUGCCCCUCCCUUUCUCUUCCACCCUCUUCUUGCCUCCACCCACCCCGCUCUCCCCGACUGCUCCUUUGCCCCAGUCUCCUCCCCUCCCUCCUUCUUCAGCUUCUUAUCUUACCUGCCUUAUCCCCUCCCCUCUCCAUUUUCAGGAUCUCAACUCCAGAAUCUCCUCCCUCCCUUUCCCCCUUCCCUUCACAGGCUCACCUCUUACCCCACUGCUCUCCCCUGGAUUCUGGCUGGAAAAAUGGGGCCUGUAUGGGGGUGGGGUGCAGAGAGUGAGCUGGGAGUUGAUGCAGGAGCACAGGGAGGGGGUUAACCGAAUCUCCCUUUCCCCACCCCAACUGCUUGCAGCUAGGAGUCUGCUCCCACUGGGAUCCUGUACCGAGGGUGGCGAGGACACAUUCCCCACCACACCGCACUCCGUCCUCCGCCGCUGGCCCAGCCUUGCUACACACCUGCCUUCCUGGCACGGCAAGACACCCUCUAACUCAUUAAACCAUAGCGUCUCCAAUCCCGCAUCCUGCUUUCUCUGUUUG
This is a messenger RNA of Mobula hypostoma (lesser devil ray), 4840 nucleotides long. Its product is annotated as branched-chain alpha-ketoacid dehydrogenase kinase-like. NCBI's taxonomy places the organism in Eukaryota, Metazoa, Chordata, Chondrichthyes, Myliobatiformes, Myliobatidae. The coding region runs from base 575 to 1831 and encodes 418 amino acids. The transcript has 11 exons. Gene Ontology annotation, biological process: regulation of glucose metabolic process; protein phosphorylation. Gene Ontology annotation, cellular component: mitochondrion. Gene Ontology annotation, molecular function: pyruvate dehydrogenase (acetyl-transferring) kinase activity. The record is from RefSeq and is a predicted model, not a curated record.